Messenger RNA from Suillus paluster, 825 nucleotides. RefSeq lists its product as uncharacterized. Bases 1 to 825 code for a protein of 274 amino acids. The record is from RefSeq and is a predicted model, not a curated record. The transcript has 7 exons. Lineage: Eukaryota; Fungi; Basidiomycota; Agaricomycetes; Boletales; Suillaceae.
AUGAGCAUAUCUCUGGCCAAAGCUGCAUUCUUAGGUUUGUUUUUUGAGACCUUAUUGUACGGCGUGUUCUUCACUUUGUACUGGUUAACGCUGUUCGUCCUCUUCAAGAAAACUGGCAUUCAACGGCGACUUCUUAUCCCAGUGGCAACCUUGCUGCUCUGCAUCGCAACGGCCAUGAGUCAUCUAAUCAUAGAUUUUAUUCAAGGGUUAGAGGCAUUCAUAUUCCAGGUGGAUACGAUUGGUGCCGAUGCCUAUUAUUCCGACAUGGCUUCACUGCUGAAUCUCGUAUUGAUAUCACUUUAUGUCACGCAAACCAUUCUUGCUGAUGGUGUACUUAUUUGGCGAGUUUACGCGUUCAACAACGGAAGCCUCUUCAUUGCCAUUCCUGGUUGUAUCGUUCUGUCGGCCACUGCGGCCAUUGGGUACUAUCUUAUUUGGCCCUUCUCUCGGACCAGUCUGAUGUUCAAUAUCCCUGCUGCUACUUCUGGGUGUAUCGCCACUUUCUAUACAUUGACCAUGUUUACCAGCGCCACCUGUACCACUUUGAUUGCCUGGCGCAUCUAUCGCAAUCGCCGUUUCAUGCCAGGAGGGCUUGGCAUUUUUUUACCCGUCUUCAUCGUCAUCAUUGAGAGCGGCCCUUUAUAUACUACGUGUGUCCUUGCACUCCUUGCAGCAUUCUUGAUCAAAUCCAAUGGCGAAUAUGUUGUGUUGGGCGUUAUCGCUCCUACUGUGGGGAUCAUAUUCUGCCUCAUUAUCCUGCAAGUGCAUUUCAACGUAGGCGGCAGGCCCCCCACCGAGCAACCUGCGCAAACGAGGAGCAUUUGA